AUGAGUCCCGCAGCUGAUGAUGACGAUCACUUUGACGAUCUUGGACCUGCAGAGUCCGACACGGAGCAGGCAGAGUCCAAGGCGGGGGAUGAUUCAAGUGAGGAUGACUCUGAGAGUGACGACGAGGAUCACCACAGAAAGGUCUCGGUAAAGGAUCUCCUGGAUGAUAUCCUCAGAAAGAUCAAGAACGGGAAGCUCGACCUCACAAACAAGGAGGACUACAUCAACUUCACAAACGGAGAUGGAGAGCUUCUUGCGGCUGGUACUGGAGACCAGCGUGUGCCAACGGCACUGCACAUAAUGGCCACGAUGGACAAAAAGGAGCUUCCAAAGCUCGACAGCAAGAUGCAGCCACUCAUCGAGUUCCUCGCAAGUCGUCGAGAUUAUCUCAAGAUCCAGGAUCGAUCAGGCCACACGUCCUUAUCUCUAGCCAUCGAAGCAAAGAAGGAAAAAAUGGUCCAGUGGAUGUGCGAUGCUCAUCCAGACAUCAGCUCCAUCCUCUCCAUCCCGAGCAACGACUUGAUGAACUGCCUUCACGUUGGCGUUGACAAGAGGGUCAAGUUCCUCGAUCUCCUUGUAGACAGGGCAGAUCCUCUCACGCUCGCAGCCAAGGACGCCAACGGAAACACGCCGCUUCACAUCGCAGUCGAGUACAAGAAGUGUAGGCGGGAGCAGCUUACAAUCAUUGAGCGUAUCGUCAAUAAGAGCGACCAGGCGAUUCUCGAGGGCCCUCCCCUUGGUGACUUCAACAAGGAGGGCAUGUCGCCUUAUCUUCACCACAAGGAGACAAAGCAAAAAGCUCGGGAAAGGGAGAAGAGGAAGGCUAGAGAAGAGAGCGAGCGUGAAAAGGGCAGCAGUCGCCGUCCAAAUCCUGGCAAUGCGGAUGAGCCGAACAGAGAAACGAGACCGGAUCAGAGAGGCAACAUGUCUUCUUCAGGCUCACGGGUCCAUGGGCCUGAUCCCGGAGUUCCAGACGGGCGACUCAACCAGCAGCUAGACUCCCGUACCAAGUAUGGAGGAAGACCAGUCCCGAACCCGUCCGGGUUAAACUCGCCCAUCAUCACUACAGCACCGAGCCUUCCGUUGCCUGAAGAGAAGAAGAAGUCUUCUCGUUCGACGGAAAGUGAGAAGAAAGAGGGGGCAGACAGUAGCCACAAGUCUUCUUCCAAGGUAGACGAGACGACUGUGAAAGCAGUGGAGCGUUUUUUGAAACUUCAUUACCUGCGUUCUCGGAGCUAUGGCGUGGCCAUGGAGAUUCUAUACGGGCGCAACACAACAUCAGAGCAAGAACUAUACUUUGACCUGUCAGGCGACGUCAACAGCGGAACCAUCACCCAAGCAGGUCUAGAGAACCUUUUGUCCAAGCUCAAGUUUGAGGAUAUUCUCCAAUACGUCGCCAUACCUAAGCUCAGCGUACAAGCAAACCGAGCCGGCGAGCGAUCAGGUAGUCGAAGAUCAGCCAAGCCAGACGGAGCCGGUAGACGAGACCUGUGCUACGUGUUUGAUCGUCUGCGCAAGAAGGGAGUCAAGACCAUCCUCAAGGUCUUUAUCGACGACUCAUCCAUGCCGGCGCAUAGUGAUGAGGCUAUUGAGGAUGCACUCAAGUCUAUGGACGUCGAGGUUUGGGAUUGGAACAAGACUGACUUGUGUACCGAGGUGAUUUACAAGGUUGCCCCGAAAGCACGAGGGGUACACCUCUACUGGAGCGGGAAUAAUGCUGUGCUCAGAGGAUGGAGUGAAGAGGGAGGUCUGAAGAAGCUACGAAGUCUGAAGACGGUACAUCUUCACAUUCAACAGGGCCUUGAAUCUAGCUCUCGCACACAGCAAAACGUCAAAGAAUUUCUCGAACGCAUGAAACGACUCAUGCCCGACGUCGACGUCUUUAAGGACGGACCAGUCGUCCGCCGUGGAAUAGCUGAUGUCAGCACCACCCGAGCUGAAGAUCAAACUGAACAUUCCAACAAGCACGAGUGGAUUCAGUGCAUGAAAGAGUUCCGCAGACUUCUAUUUGACGCUGAGAGGUACUACGAUCGCGGAAAGAUUGAGGAGAGCAUCGAAGAGCCCAUCAAGAUUGCUCUGAUUGAUGAUGGCGUGGAUAUCAAAGACCUCGAGUACUCGUUUAUCGGUGGGCGGACGUUUUGCAAACGUGACCCUGAGCACAACCUGAACGAUCCUUAUUAUGUGUCUAGUACUGGACACGGGACUAUCAUGGCCAAGCAGAUCCAUCUGUUGUGUCCUCGAGCACAGUUUUACGUGUUGAGGCUAGAAGAUCAUCCCUCAGAUGAAUCAGCUCGGCAGAUUACCGCCAAGAGCGCAGCACAGGCUAUUCUUGCGGCGGUGAGAAAAAAGGUGCACAUCAUCUCAAUGUCCUGGACCAUCGAUCCUCCCGAAGACGAAGAAGAAAGAAGAGCUCUUGAAAAUGCCAUCACCAAAGCAGCCAGUGCCGACAUCCUCAUGUUCUGCUCAGCUUCAGACCAAGGAGCCAAGCACGUUGCCACCUACCCUUCCAAGGCGACACCCAAGAUCUUCACCAUCGGCGCGGCCACGGCUUCGGGAACCGUCGACAGCUGGGUUGGCAACAUCAACAACAUCAGCUUUACCUUCCCCGGCACCAAGGUCGAGCUUGAUGGCGGCCCUACCGAUACUGCUGUUAAAGAAGUUACAGGUUCUUCAGUAGCUACAGCGUUGGCAGCUGGUUUAGCUGCUUUGAUUCUCUACUGCGUUCAAGUACGAAUCCUCCUCGCCACAGAUCCUGUAGAGAAGCAAAAGGCCCGCAGAGACUUCCAGUCGCUCCAGAAGCACGAGAGCAUGAUGAGGGCGUUCAAGGAUAUCGGGACGACGGAGGAGAGCAAUCACAAGUUCAUUGCCGUGUGGGAGGUGUUUGGGAAGAGGGUCGAGGAGAAGGAGAGGGUUGACCAGGAGGAUUGGGUCAAUUUGAUUGCCAAGGUUGGAACGACGCUUUGUAUGAAGGUUUAA
Fusarium keratoplasticum is the source of this 2976-nucleotide messenger RNA. RefSeq names its product Peptidase-S8 domain-containing protein. Bases 1 to 2976 code for a protein of 991 amino acids. Gene Ontology annotation, molecular function: protein binding; serine-type endopeptidase activity. Gene Ontology annotation, biological process: proteolysis. The transcript has 4 exons. Lineage: Eukaryota; Fungi; Ascomycota; Sordariomycetes; Hypocreales; Nectriaceae. The record is from RefSeq and is a predicted model, not a curated record.